Messenger RNA from Helianthus annuus (common sunflower), 3486 nucleotides. RefSeq names its product glycine--tRNA ligase, chloroplastic/mitochondrial 2. The transcript has 35 exons. Gene Ontology annotation, cellular component: cytoplasm; mitochondrion; chloroplast stroma. The coding region runs from base 47 to 3274 and encodes 1075 amino acids. The record is from RefSeq and is a predicted model, not a curated record. Gene Ontology annotation, biological process: glycyl-tRNA aminoacylation. Gene Ontology annotation, molecular function: ATP binding; glycine-tRNA ligase activity. NCBI's taxonomy places the organism in Eukaryota, Viridiplantae, Streptophyta, Magnoliopsida, Asterales, Asteraceae.
AAACUCACACAAACAAGCUUCACGCUCCAUAAUCCAAAAUCGAACUAUGGGGAUACUCACACUACCAUUGGUAACCUCUCUUCUGAAACCCCAUAAACUCCGAUUGAAUCUUCUAUUCACCACCACUAUCCACCACCACCACCACCGCCCUUUACGAACCCCUUUUAGCCGCACCACCGUCCCUUUAUGUUCUUUCACCAGUUCUGCAACUGAUCAGUCUCCGUUAACGGCAGAUGCAACGAAUUCAAAUGCAGAGGAACGGCCGGUUAAAGUUUCUAUUCCCACUUUUCAACAGGCCAUUCAACGUCUUCAGGAGUAUUGGGCAUCUGUUGGAUGUACUAUAAUGCAAUGCAGCAACACGGAGGUUGGAGCUGGGACUAUGAACCCCUUAACAUUUUUAAGGGUUCUUGGUCCAGAACCAUGGAAUGUUGCGUAUGCAGAGCCAAGUAUCCGUCCUGAUGAUAGUCGUUACGGUGAAAACCCUAAUAGGCUUCAACGUCAUACUCAAUUCCAGGUUAUAUUAAAGCCUGAUCCUGGAAAUUCACAAGACCUCUUCAUCAGGAGUCUAUCAGCCCUAGGUAUAGAUGUCAAUGCACAUGAUAUUCGUUUUGUGGAAGACAAUUGGGAAAGCCCGGUACUCGGUGCAUGGGGAUUGGGUUGGGAGAUUUGGAUGGACGGGAUGGAAAUUACACAAUUUACCUACUUCCAACAGGCCGGAAGUCUUCAGUUGAUGCCGGUAUCCGUGGAGAUCACAUAUGGUCUUGAACGCAUCCUAAUGUUACUUCAGGGAGUUGACCAUUUCAAGAAAAUCAAAUAUGCUGAUGGAAUCACUUAUGGAGAACUUUUUUCUGAAAACGAGAAAGAAAUGAGUGCAUAUUAUCUAGAGCAUGCAAGUGUGGAUCAUAUUCAGAAACACUUUGACUUUUUUGAGGCGGAAGCGCGUGCUUUGCUUGAUUUAGGCCUUGCAAUACCUGCGUAUGAUCAGCUUCUCAAGACUUCUCAUGCUUUUAAUAUCUUAGACUCUAGAGGCUUUGUUGGGGUUACAGAACGUGCACGUUAUUUUGGGCGGAUGCGCAGUUUAGCUCGACAAUGUGCGGUGCUUUGGUCGAAUACAAGAGAGUCACUUGGACAUCCAUUAGGCAUUAUUUCUCAAGCUAACAACCUUGUUGUUCCAAAGGAGCUUCUAGAAUCAGAAGCCACAAAGGUGUCUGCUGAACCGAGACUGUUUGUUCUUGAAAUCGGGACAGAAGAAUUACCACCGAAUGACGUUGCUAGUGCGGGCCAGCAAUUGAAAGAUCUAAUUGUGCAAUUACUUGGAAAACAAAGACUGACGCAUGGUGAAGUUCGUGUAUUUGGCACACCGAGGAGAUUAGUAAUUAGUGUUGAGAAUCUAUGCUCUAAGCAAUCCGCUAACGAAGUUGAGGUUCGAGGACCUCCAGCUUCAAAAGCUUUUGAUAAUCUAGGAAAUCCAACUAAGGCAGCUGAAGGUUUUUGUCGUAGAAAUUCUGUACCAGUGGACUCAUUGUAUAGGAGAACAGAAGGUAAGACAGAGUAUGUCUAUGUCUGUGUGAUGGAGUCGGCACAGCUUGCUGUGGAGGUUUUAUCAAAGGAGUUGCCUGGUGCAAUUGCUAAAGUGUCGUUUCCAAAGUCCAUGCGUUGGAAUUCUGAGGUCAUCUUUAGCAGACCUCUUCGUUGGAUUUUGGCACUCCAUGGGGACGCAGUUGUUCCUUUUGCAUUUGCUGGCGUAUUAAGUGGUAACGUUUCUCACGGUCUACGGAAUACAGCGUCGGCUACAACCUUGGUCGAUAGCGCAGAGUCUUACGCUAAUGUAAUGCAACAAGCCGGAAUUUCUGUCGACACUGAGCAACGGAAGAAAAUAAUUGUAGAACGAGCCAAUUAUUUAGCAAAAGGUGUUGACGGAUGUCUUGUGAUGCAAAGCAACUUACUUGAUGAGGUUGUAAACCUUGUCGAAGCACCUGUUCCCGUGCUCGGGAAAUUCUCAGAGUCGUUCCUAGUGCUCCCGAAAGAUCUGUUAGUAAUGGUUAUGCAGAAGCAUCAGAAGUACUUUGCGUUGACGGACACGAACGGAAGUCUGUUGCCGUAUUUCAUUGCUGUUGCAAAUGGAGCGAUUAAUGAAUCAGUUGUUAGGAAAGGAAAUGAAGCUGUACUCAGAGCUCGGUAUGAAGAUGCUAAGUUCUUUUAUGAAUUGGACACUAGUAAAAGGUUUUCGGAGUUCCGGGGUCAACUGAAUGGAAUUCUUUUUCAUGAGAAACUUGGAACGAUGGAGGACAAAAUGAUACGGGUCGAGAGUACUGUUAGUGAACUCGGGUCGGCCCUAGGGCUAAGUGAAGAUAAGCUUCAGAUUGUUCGUGAAGCUGCAUCACUCGCUAUGUCUGACCUCUCAACUGCUGUUGUUACGGAAUUUACGUCUUUAUCAGGAAUAAUGGCACGCCACUAUGCUCUUCGUGAAGGAUACUCGCAACAGGUUUCCGAUGCGUUGUUUGAGAUUACACUGCCUCGAUUUUCCGGUGAUAUACUCCCAGAAACUGAUGCGGGAAUUGUAUUGUCGAUUGCAGACAGGCUAGAUAGUCUAGUUGGCUUGUUUGGAGCCGGUUGUCAACCAAGCUCGACUAAUGACCCAUUUGGUCUUCGAAGGAUCUCGUAUGGUCUUGUCCAAGUCUUGGUGGAAAAAGAUAGAAACUUGGAUUUAAAACGUGCUUUGGAAGUCGCCGCUUCCGUUCAAUCCUUAAAAAUAGAUCUUGUAACACUUGAUGAGGUGCAUCAGUUUGUUACAAGAAGACUCGAGCAGUUUCUGGUUGACAAAGGAAUAAACCCAGAAGUGGUUCGUGCUGUUUUAUCGGAGCGUGCAAGUUGGCCUGGUUUGGCAGCAAAAUCUGCACAUAAAAUGGAUGCAUUGUCACGAGGUGAGGUUUUGCCAAAGGUGGUUGAAGCAUAUUCUCGACCAACAAGAAUUGUUCGUGGAAAGGAUGUUGAUGUUGAUACAGAGGUGGAUGAAGCUUUGUUCGAGACAAACGAAGAGAAAAUGUUGUGGAACACGUUCUUGUCUAUUAGAAGCAAAAUACACCCUGGUAUUGAGGUGGAUGAUUUUGUGGAAACAUCAUCGCAACUAAUUCAGCCACUUGAAGAUUUCUUCGCUCAUGUCUUCGUUAUGGUGGAAGAUGAAAAGGUCAGAAAAAAUAGACUUGCACUGCUUAGAGAAAUAUCUGAACUCCCUAGAGGUAUAAUUGACCUCUCAGUUUUGCCUGGAUUUUGACCAUUUUCAACGCGUGUCAUAGGGCCCCCGCUUUUUAACUUAUUGUUUGUAAGGUGAUAAAACGUUUUUUCCAUGUACGGUCUAUAUACAUUUUAGAUCAGUAAAGAGUUUUACAGAUGGAUUGAUUGCCUAGAUAGAAUGCACGACAAAAUUGAUGAUAUAAGUUAUUGAAAAUUGUUCGAUUCGUUAUGAAAUAAAUACGUUGUUAGGAC